Molecule: messenger RNA, 1322 nt
Organism: Hylaeus anthracinus
Lineage: Eukaryota; Metazoa; Arthropoda; Insecta; Hymenoptera; Colletidae
Exons: 4
Coding region: 415-987 (190 amino acids)
Source: RefSeq, a predicted model, not a curated record
CGCGGCAGCUGAUUUUCCCAUUCAAUCAUUGGUUAUGUUGUUGGGUACAUUGUUAUAUAUCUAUAUAGUAGCAGUUCUGCACACUAGUGCUAGGAAGAGAGCGUCGAUUAUUCUUGAAGUUGAAAUUUAGUAUAAACGAUAAACAAAGAUUUUAUAUCGAUGCAUACCGUUUGCUGUAGCUUACAGUACUGUAAGUAAAUAAAUGACAAAUUCUAAACUUCAAGGGGUUGAUGAAUAUUAAAUUUCAAGAAGAUUAUCUGCUUGAUCGCAUUGAAAAUUUGUAUUAUACAUGGACGUGUUGAGUAUAUCGUACUUUUGAAAUUAAUGAGUACGUUUUAUGUACAUUACGAAUAUCACAAAUGAAUAUCUUCGAAUAACUUUAAACGAAACGUGUAAAUAGUUUAAUCUUUACAAAUGGACGGAUCGCAGUCUCACACAGCAGAAGUGACACAGGAUGUAGCUGACAGUAGCUUACCAGCAGUAGUGGCUAGUUUAGAGAUGCUUACAGUAAAUAGUAAUUUAUCAACAUCAGAAAAUAAAAGAUGGAUCAGAAGGAAAAUAUCUGUACCUGAUUCAAAUGAAAGUCUUAAUAGAAGAUGCAGUUUAAGGCCAAGGAAAAGAACAAGUAUAGAGAUGGAAAACGAUGACAAAAAAAGAAAAACACAAGGGCCAAAAGAAGAAGUUAAGGAAUAUUAUUUAAAUAAAAAUUUAAAGAGGAAAUUGAAUAACUUGGAAACGAUUUAUGAAGAAAAGGAUGACUUAAAUGAGAGUUCAAUGCAUAUGAGUAUAAAGAGAUAUAAACGUGUUAUACAGUUUCAAGAAACACCAUCGGAUCGUAAGAUAAAAAAAAGAAGAGCGAAAAUUAAAAAAGUUUUCGGAUCAAAAGUUAACUUCAAAGGAAAAUGCGCAUCUAUGCAAAUGAUGCUUGACAAAUUAAAUGGUAUUAGAGUAGAACCUCCAGCGAUAAUUGAUGGUGAAACAAAAUGAGAUUGUGCAAACAAUAAAAAUGUACAACAUAGAAUGUUCUAUAGUUAAAACAAAAGCUUCUUAAAGGAAGCAUCUUUUAUCUAAUAAAAUUUAAUGAUUCAUUUAUAAUACUGUUUUUUCAAUGUUUUGCAAGAUUUUUGAAAGUUGUAUAAAGUAAUUAAGGGAAUUUGUGUUCUCAUUACAAUACAUUACCUGAAACAUUAAGAAAAGAAAUUAACACAUAAUACAAGUUGUGUUAUAUAUCCACUGAUGUGUACUUAUACAGUGAGAUAAAUAAUUUUUAUAUUACAAUAAUAAUUAGUCUUUAGUUACAUGUAAUGUUAUCAUGUCUUGAA